AAAUCAUCAACUUGAUUACUGGAGUGUGCAUUCUUUGAAAGCCGUGCAAAGCUGAGCGAAUCGCGUUAUGGAUCUUGGGGCACUGAAACCGCAAAUCGCUUGGUUCAUUACGACGAAGAAGAUUCAGCAAUCCCACAUAGCCAAACGUCAUACCAUCCCUUCCAGAGGAUGCAAAGGCGAGUGUUCACCAUGACCUUGGUAUUUAUUCCCAGACAUCUUUACAAUGACUCCUAGUAUAGGGGAGUACGAUAUGCCAGGAGGUAAGCCAACAGACGAGUCUUCAAACACCAACGGGAAACGCGACUCUGUGGGCAUUAGGGUUCAUGAACCACCCAGAUGCUUGCAGCACUCUCAGGGCCCUUCAAGCAGAGAAGAGAUCGCUGAGCUAGUACGCGUAAGUCCCACAAAGUUGAGCAGCUUGUAACAGCGCUCGGAUACCGAGGACGAAGUCAUCACGUGCC
This is a messenger RNA of Serpula lacrymans var. lacrymans S7.9, 461 nucleotides long. RefSeq lists its product as uncharacterized. The coding region runs from base 224 to 424 and encodes 66 amino acids. NCBI's taxonomy places the organism in Eukaryota, Fungi, Basidiomycota, Agaricomycetes, Boletales, Serpulaceae. The transcript has a single exon. The record is from RefSeq and is a predicted model, not a curated record.